Molecule: messenger RNA, 1865 nt
Organism: Lentinula edodes (shiitake mushroom)
Lineage: Eukaryota; Fungi; Basidiomycota; Agaricomycetes; Agaricales; Omphalotaceae
Product: alpha-1,6-mannosyltransferase subunit
Exons: 7
Coding region: 57-1721 (554 amino acids)
Biological process (GO): protein N-linked glycosylation
Cellular component (GO): endoplasmic reticulum membrane
Molecular function (GO): alpha-1,6-mannosyltransferase activity
Source: RefSeq, a predicted model, not a curated record
UUAACUUUCAUGACUAAUACGCUGACACGUCCACGUCAUUCUACAUUCAUUGACUGAUGUCCUUUGCUCUCGACGCGCUCAUCGUCCUUACAGGAUGCACUCAUGUCUUGCUAGCUCCUUACAACAAAGUAGAAGAAAGUUUUAAUCUUCACGCCGUGCAUGAUGUGCUCAUGCAUGGGAUAACAAAAUUGGACCAAUACGAUCAUUUCACCUUCCCCGGAGCAGUGCCCAGGACUUUCAUAGGAAGUGUUCUGCUGGCUUGGGUGUCGUAUCCAGCAAUCCUGUUAGCGAAUUCACUCGGAUUCGUUACAAGUAAAUUCGGCUUGCAAAUUAUCGUUCGUCUGAUCUUAUCGACACUCAACGCAUUAGGCCUAUGCUAUCUUCGGCACGCCGUUUCUCGUCGCUUUGGGCGUCCGACUGGGUUAUACUUCACUUUCAUCACUAUAUCACAAUUUCAUAUGCCUUUCUGGAUGGGUCGCACGCUGCCGAACAUGUUUGCUUUAUUCCCAGUCAAUAUUGCCUCUGCCCUUCUCCUCUCGCGCCCUCCUAAUUCGCUCAAACCUUCGUCAACGAAUGUGUACACCGCAAUAGCACUAUUAACGUCGACUGCCGUCAUAUUUCGUGCCGAGCUGGUGCUGUUGUUGGCUCCUCUCGUUCUGCAAUGUCUGAUCCUGAAAUACGUGCCAUUUGGUGGAGUUGUCAAGUUAGGAAUGAUCGUUGGACUCGUCUCAACUGCCGCAACCAUGGCCGUCGACUCAUACUUCUGGAAGACGGCCUCCUUCCCGGAGCUAUCGGGAGUUUAUUUCAACGUAUUUCAAGGGAAGAGCUCUGAAUGGGGUACUUCACCGUUCUGGACGUACUUUUACCCGAUGUUACCCAAAUCUCUUCUCUGCGCAUUACCUUUGGCGUGCUUGGGGUAUGUCAUGGAUUCCCGCAUCAGAGAGGUUCUUCUACCACAUAUUGUAUUCGUUGGCCUCAUGAGUUUUUUGGGACACAAAGAGUGGCGAUUCAUUGCUUAUGUUGUUCCGGUGUUCAAUGUUGCUGCAGCAAGGGCGAGCAGAUGGAUGGUCUCUCAACGAAAAUCGACGCAACUUGGACGGUGGUGCUUGUUCGCAUUUUGGUUCAUGAUUUGUGUCAACGCGGUUAUAACGGCGGUUUUCACGAUGACGUCGAUUACAAACUAUCCUGGUGGAGUGGCUUUGAGGCAGUUCAACGAAGCAUAUCCUCCUCUCGGGCCACACGCGAAAGCUUACCACGUACACAUCUCCAAUCUGGCGGCUCAAACUGGGGCUUCCUUAUUCCUCCAAGAACAUUCCCCUCCGUUCCUUUCUUUCUCAUCGCAAAAUCAAAUCCCAACGUAUCCAUGGACUGUGUACGACAAAACCGAAAACCUGACUCUUGAGGAGCUCUCUGGAUCGCUGAAUAUAACUCAUCUCAUUGCGGAAUGGAGUCCUGUAGAAAUGAAAAGCCGGAUGAGGAUUUGGCGGGUAGUCGACCUAGAUGUGAACGGGGACCCCCACAACACCAGUCCCACUGGAUUGUCAGGAAUCGUGAAACCAGGAAUAAUCGUGUCCCGUUUCUUGACAGUCAAUUGGGACGUGGUCAGGGCUGCUAGCAAGUUUAGGUUCAAAGAAGCGUGGAAGUUGAUCGGUGAAAGUGGGUGGAGGAGUUUGGUAUGGAUGCAAGAAGAACCGAGGUUAUGGAUUUACGGACGACGGUAGGCAGUGAUGCAGAAUGAAAAAUUGUGUGCCAGUUGUCUUCGGUGAAAUUCUAGCAGAGUGAUUCUGCCAGAUGAACGUACUUUCCCUAAGACGGACUCGUAGUUUCGAAGCUUCAUAAAAAUUGACAACAGGAAAUCCACGUCU